AUGACAGAAGUGAAGAAAGAAAGAGAGAGAAAGUCUUAUAGGAGAGAGUCGCCAAUGUCGUACCACUUCCCAAGUCGUACUACCUGGAUUCCCGCGCAACUGUUAAGUGACGUAUGUUCAGUCAUGCAUCAUAACGAGGUGACACCUACCGGUAGAAAAGGGAAACACGUAAAAUGGCGGAAAACAGUUUUGAGAUUUCCCGCCAAAAAAAGAAGGUUUUACUUUCGAUUUCGGUUUUCUGUUCGACGUGUUGGGGUUGCCUAUAUCGUACCACCACAAGUUGCCUAUAUCUUACUUGACUUCGACAACUGGUAG
This is a messenger RNA of Lottia gigantea (owl limpet), 315 nucleotides long. RefSeq lists its product as hypothetical. The coding region runs from base 1 to 315 and encodes 104 amino acids. The transcript has 2 exons. The record is from RefSeq and is a predicted model, not a curated record. NCBI's taxonomy places the organism in Eukaryota, Metazoa, Mollusca, Gastropoda, Lottiidae.